UGCCGUUGCGCCCGACCACCCCUUUCUUCCCCAGCUGGCUCGGGGCUCGCCAUCGCCACCGGCCCGCCGCCGCCUUUAUUACCGGUUUACCACGCGACCCACCACUGUCCAAGAACCUCUCUUGGUCUUGGGUUAGCAGCAAUGGAGAGACAGAGGAGCGGCUCCUCCCCCGGCCACCUCGCGAGCCCCAAGAGCCUCCUCCUGCUCUCCUUCGUCUCCUCAUCCCUCCUCUUCUCCUUCCUCUUCUCCAUCUUCGCCCUCCGCUUCGGCCGCCCGCUCCACCUCCCCUUCGCCGCCCCCGUCGGCGCCAACGGCUCCGCGCCGGUUCGCGGUGGCGGGGGUGCCGGGGCGGAUGUCGAAGAGGAGGCGUUUGUUGGUGGGGGCGGGAGCGGGGGUUUGGGGGAAGGUUCGGCUGCCGAGGCAAACCGCCGCGGCCGUGCUGGCGAUUUACCCGUGGGCUCAGGAAUGGAGGUUGACGAAGCGGUCCCUGGAGGCGGUAAUGCUGAAACCCCCGCGGGCGCGGAUGGUGCGGUUUCGGAGGGGCCGGAGGUUGCGGAAGCUCGAAGCUAUUCUCCGCGAGUCUUGGAUUCAGAAAUGGGGGCGAAAGGAGUUGUUCCAGGAGGUGGAGUCGAUGAAAAGCUGGCGAUGGAUUCCGUCGAAGUCGAGAACCCGGGCAAAGAUGAUGCCGGGUUGACAGUAGGCAAUGAUUCUGCUUCCCAUGGGGCAGCAGCAUCGUUAGAGAAAUUGGAUAGAGCAAAUUCUGCCCAAGCCGUCAAUUUAUCCACGCAAGAUUCAGGUGCUGGAGUGGGAACAGAAGGCGAAUUCCUGCGCCGUGGCCACGUUGAAGAGAAGGGCGAUUCCUCUGUACAAGCGGCUUAUGCUUCGCAACAAGCAGGGCAGUGGAAAGCCUCAAACCAUUCAGCUGCAGAGAACAGCUCAGGAGAAGCUCCGGCCAAUCCAAAGAAGCAAGAUGUUGAUAUGAUUCAGGAAGCGGCUCGGAGAAAAACUGAUUUGGCGAGAAGCGACGUGGCACCGUGCGAUGUUUACGAUGGGAGGUGGGUAUUCGACGAGAGCUAUCCACUUUACACAAGCAAUUCGUGCCCCUUCGUCGAUGAAGGAUUUAGCUGUGAGGCGAAUGGAAGAACGGAACAGAAGUACACUAAGUGGAGGUGGCAGCCAGCGCACUGCGAUAUCCCUAGAUUUGAUGCUAGGAAAGUGCUUGAGAUGCUGCGUGGAAAGCGGCUAGUGUUUGCAGGGGAUUCCCUUAACAGGAAUCAGUGGGAGUCCAUGAUCUGCUUGCUGAGACAGGCAGUCUCGGAUCCUUCAAGGAUUCGUGAAGCUCGUGGGCGCAGGAUUACUAAGAAGAAAGGGGAUUACAACUUCAAGUUCCUGGACUACAAUUGCAGUGUGGAGUACCAUGUCACACAUUUCUUGGUACAUGAAGGCAAGUCAAGAAUCGGUCAAAAACGUACAAGGACGCUGCGGAUCGAUACCAUUGACCGGAGCUCGUCAAGUUGGAGAGGGGCCGAUGUGCUUGUGUUCAACACUGCUCAUUGGUGGUCUCAUCACAAAACAAAAGCUGGAGUAAAUUAUUAUCAAGAAGGGGAUACAGUACAUCCCCACCUUGAUGUAUCCACGGCUUUCCACCGAGCACUCACCACAUGGGCGUCAUGGGUCAACCGUUACGUCAAUCCACAGAAAACUCAAGUGUUUUUCCGAAGCUCUGCUCCAUCACAUUUCAGCGGCGGGGAGUGGAACUCCGGGGGGCACUGCAGAGAGAGCACAAUGCCUCUUAACGACACCCGUGCAAGGCCGGUUCCUGAGAUAAAUGCCAUUUUGGAACAAGUGGCGAAGCAAAUGAGGACUCCUGUAACAAUUUUGAACAUUACCAAUCUAUCUGGGUUGAGGAUAGAUGGCCACCCAUCUGUGUAUGGGAGAAAAGCAGGAGAGUUGACAGCAUCGAGCACCCAGGAUUGCAGCCACUGGUGCCUUCCUGGAGUGCCGGAUACAUGGAACGAGUUAUUGUUAUACCAUUUAGCAUCCUCGCACGAAAACAAUAUUGCAAGUUAAUGACAGAAUAUUUGUCCCUUCCUUUUUUUAUUAGGAUGGGACCUUACAUUUCCGCCUGUAAAUGUAUCUUCGUUAUGUGCUCAA
Molecule: messenger RNA, 2154 nt
Organism: Lolium perenne
Lineage: Eukaryota; Viridiplantae; Streptophyta; Magnoliopsida; Poales; Poaceae
Product: protein trichome birefringence-like 6
Cellular component (GO): Golgi apparatus
Molecular function (GO): O-acetyltransferase activity
Source: RefSeq, a predicted model, not a curated record